Molecule: messenger RNA, 4346 nt
Organism: Pararge aegeria (speckled wood butterfly)
Lineage: Eukaryota; Metazoa; Arthropoda; Insecta; Lepidoptera; Nymphalidae
Gene: Hk
Product: voltage-gated potassium channel subunit beta-2
Exons: 19
Coding region: 171-2060 (629 amino acids)
Biological process (GO): potassium ion transport; regulation of potassium ion transmembrane transport
Cellular component (GO): cytoplasm; voltage-gated potassium channel complex
Molecular function (GO): potassium channel regulator activity; transmembrane transporter binding; voltage-gated potassium channel activity
Source: RefSeq, a predicted model, not a curated record
CGCGUAGCCUUGAUCGUUACGAAUUUUCUAAUUUUUUUUUAAAACUGGCUCAUCAAUUUUGGAUUUCUUACCAUCCACCUACUGGAGCGAAACACACCUCCAGUGGAGAUGAAACGCCGCCAAUCCCUGAAGAAGAACUGGAACAACAGAAAAUUGAACAUGAAAGACAAAUGCAAAAGGAAAAGGAAUGCCAAGCAAGAGAAGCAGAAGAAAUUAGGAAGUUGGACAUAAAACUCCUUCACCAGCGCGCCAUUGAAGCCGAGGAAGAACAUAGGCGAGAGAUCGCAGCAGUGGAAGAGCUUCGAGGCUUAAAUACUUCUUGGUCGCAUCACAGACUUUGCGAUUUGCAACGCCAAGCUGGCAAUAGAUGGCGUUACAGUCGACCUUCAAUACCAGAUACGAGACACUACAGAAAUGUUCUGAAGAAAGCCUGCAGCGCACAGCUGACAAAACCGCAAUCGAGUCAAAGCAUCAGCGAUAAUGAAGGCAUUUUCAUCAACCUCUCGCAUUUGGGCUCUUGUAGAGAUGAAUCAUUAGACAGCGAUGGCUGCUGCGAAACCCCUUGUAGCGUCAACGUAGAAGAAGCAAGAGCUUGGAGAGCAUCUGCAAACGAUGUCAGUCCUUCGAUUAAAGAAGAUCUCGUCAAAGUACCGUCCUGUCCUGGAUGUCGCGCCCCGAUCGCAUCGCUUGAUUGUAUGGACGAAUUUAGCGCCAAUUCGCAGCAGAUGCUGGAUCAAGCCGGCGACGUAAAUAUGACGUCCAAGCAUAACAUGUCGACGUACAUGGGCAAUCACGCAAGUAUGCCUUCGUCAGUCACACCAGGUCUACGAUACAAGAAUUUGGGAAAGUCCGGACUCAGAGUUCCGAACAUUGGUUUGGGAUUGUGGACUAUGUUAAACGAAGAUUGUGCGGAGGAUAUAAUUAUGACUGCUUUGGAAAACGGCAUCAACCUGUUUGACUUAUCUGAGGCUCAUUGUGCCAGAGGGGAAGUGGAGCUAGGCCGCAUACUAAAGAAAAGAAAUGUGCGUCGGACCAGUAUAAUCAUCACAACCAAAAUAUACUGGAGCACCAAGCUAACAGGCCCUCAUGCUAACAGGUCAGAUGAAAGGGGCUUAUCUAGGAAACAUGUCAUAGAGAGUGUGAAGGCGUCACUGCAACGACUUCAAGUUGAUUACAUAGAUGUUGUACUCUUGCACAAAAUUGAUCCCGUCUGCCCCAUGGAAGAAUUGGUGCGAGCCAUGACAUUUGUGAUCAAUCAAGGAUGGGUUAUGUAUUGGGGAACAGCACGUUGGUCCCCUUCUGAGAUAAUGGACGCGUAUUCGAACUGCAGGCAGUUCAACUGCAUCACACCGAUAGUUGAACAAACAGAAUACCACAUGUUCUGUAGAGAAAAACCAGAGUUAUACAUGCCUGAACUGUAUCACAAAAUUGGCGUUGGCGUCAUGUGUCUGAUCCCAGGGAUGAUGGCUUGGUCAGCGAUUACAACGGACAAGGGCCUGGGUCGGGAGGAAAUAACUGGUCUUUUUGCAAAGUCCAGGUUCAACCGAAAGUACAGUACUUUCAGCUGGUGUGAAGAGGACCUCGCAGUUCCGGAUGUAAGCGAGUUACGUAUAUCUGGCAGCAAAGACCAGGUAACAGGGGAAGAACCUCGUACUUACGGAGAAAAGUUACGUGAUCUAUCUAAUCUUGCAAACACGAUGAAUUGUACUAUGAGUCAAUUAGCUGUGGCGUGGUGCCUCAAGAAUGAGUCAGUUAAUUGCUUACUGCUAGGAGCUACUAGUGUUGAGCAAUUCAAAGAAAAUAUUCAUGCUUUACAGAUUGUUCCCCAGCUAACACAUUCUGUGAUGGCAGAUAUCGAGCGAUUAUUGUCAAAUAAACCACAGCGUCCUCCAAUGGUAUCGACGCUUGCCAUGCGCAAUCAGCAAAACACUAACACUGUGCGAGUAGACAUGACCGGUGCUUCAACUUCUGGUGCCGGAACACCAAAGCCUGAGGCUGACGCCGAAGGUGAUUCCUCACCCGCUAAAGAGUCCGGGCGGGGCUUUUGUCAGCUUCAGUGACUGUGGUGGCGUGGAAGCACUGACUCUGCUUCCAAAUCUAGUAAAUCAAAGGAAUCAGUUAAGGAUGGCAAGCCUAAGUUUUUCCUAAAUAACGCCGGAGAAGUCAUACGUCGUGUGGAACAUGAUGGCGUAUCAACUGAUGUAGUAAUAUCCGUUUCAUCGUUGAAAGGAAAACAACCAGCAUCGGGCGGAAGUAAAGUGAAAAAAUCCAAAUCUGAUAACUCCAGACCAAGAUCAUCCUCUUUACAGAGAUCAUCCUCAGGACAACUCUCCGUGUCUCGGGACAGGCGGCGAUCUCGAUUCGAUCUCGCCUCUCCUGCAGACCUGUAAAUUCAAGACACACAAAAUGUCCUUAAGUAACGAUAAUGAUUCUUUUGAUUUUGAAUGUAUUGAUAUGUACGAUAUGAGAAAUUCUUUAUUUAGAGAAUUUCGAUAAUCAUCUUUCUUGAUGAUAAUGAUUAAUGACAAAAGAGUUAUGAAUAUCGAUUAUGGAAUUCUUUUUUUAGAUUCAAUAAGAGGAUUCAAUAAUCGUUUUGCUGACGAUAUCUUUCUAAGUACUUGUGAUAUGGACGCUAAUGAAUCGCAUCCCACUUUCUGAGUUUAAAAUGUCUGUGUUUGCGAUGUGUAAAGUGAUUAUAUCAAAAGUGUUAAACAUUUUUAAUAUUAUUGAAAUGGAGGAGAAUUAAUCUCAUGGUAUAGCAGUAAUGGAAGUUAAGAGAUAGUGUUUGAAGACUUUAGUGUCAGGCACUUUGAAGACUAGCUUUAAGUUAGUUAAAUAUUUUCGUAGAUGCAUCUUUACGUGUAGUUAUUUCUAUGUUAUUACUUAUUAACACUUUUGAGGUACCUAACUUAUAAAUGAUGACGAUGAUGUUGUUCUGAAAAAUGUAAUAAAUCAUACGAUGGUAUUGUUGAGUACUAAACAUAUUCACACAGUAAAUAAUUAAGUUUAUGUUAGCAGCACAUUUCUAGAAAUGGACACCUAUAAUGAGUGUUAUACCGUAGUAUUGGUACAAAGAAAGAUAGGAAAGUAAUUUGUAUAUAAGUGGAAUAGAUGUAUAGUCAGUGUAUUAUCUGUAGUUACUAUCGUUACAGUGCAUUUUAGCGUGUCUUAAUUAGAUGAUAUUAUAGAAAUGAAUUAAAAUGCCGCGUUCACCUUAAUGCCUAUAAACAGCAUCAAUUUUGCUGAUUCACAUAUUUCGUAGUCUAUAUUUUUAUAUGUUUAGAAGUAACGAUUAUGUGAAUAUUAAGAUAAUAGGUGUAAUACUAGAUGCUUUGUACAAUUUAGUAUGUGGUAAGAUUAUAAAGUCCAUAAUAUUAAUGUUGUUUUGUAAUUAUUCAUGUUUUUGCUUAAGUAACCUUUUAAUAUUAAGUUAAGUUGUUUGUUAUAGAUUCGCACAUCUUAUUUCGAAAAAAAUCCUCUCCCAGACAUAUGCGAAAUUCCGGCGCUUCGUAAAUAUGAUAUUUUAGAUAACUGAUACUGACGAGCGAUGAUAACUGUACAAUCCUUGAUUAUGUAUAUUAUUCUAAACAUAACUCCGUUAAAACAACAAUUCGUGGUAAUAAAAAAGGUACAGUCCUCGAUGAAGACGUAUUGAUUACGUCACAAAUUAAGUCUGCAAUCGAAAUUUUAAUGCAAUAGGGCCUAGCUCAUUUCCAUAGAGCGUGCUUUUAAUUUACUUAGCCAAAGCGCGUGUUAACACGAGACAUCUUUAUGUUGAACUUGUCUCGCUUUAACUAUUUCUUAAGUCAAAGGUAAGGCCAAACACGCUAUAUGGAUUUCGGUAAAUCACUUUUGAUUUGUGAACUCGAAAGGUACGGUAUAUUAUAUAUUUCCUGAACUUAUAUCGCUAUACUACAUUGCGAAAAUACCGGCAACUUAUACGCGUAUGUUUGAGUGAGUGGAGACAAGAGAAACGAAAUCUAUUAGUUAUUUAAAUGAUUCGUUGAAAAUUUCGAUAAAAUAAUUUACAAGUUUCGUUUUAAGCCAGAAUGCAUUUUGAAUAGAUAGAAAACAUAUUGAGCGUGGAUGCGGCAUACAGCGUACCUACUAAUAGCAUUUAAAAUACAGAGGAGGAGAACGUUUCUAAUAAAGGUCUGUUUUAAUUGAUUCCUUUGAAUACUAAUUAAGGAAGCUAGUUUAAGGGAAAUUGUAAAAUUCAAAGAUAUCGCUUCCCACUGCUUGCAUUAGUGGUUAUUAUCUGGCUUAAAAUGCUCUUGAAAAUGAUAGACAUUUUUACCUUUAUCUAGCUUGUUGGUAUUUAUAAAUCUAUCUAUGCUAAUCUUUUC